AUGCCACCUUCCAGACUGAGAACCAAGCGCAGUGGCAUUUUCCCCUUUGUCCUUGCCGCCGCACCUCUGGUGGCUGCCGGCCCAUGCGACAUCUACUCUUCUGCCGACACACCCUGCGUGGCCGCACACAGCACCACCCGUGCCUUGUACGGCGACUUCUCUCAGCCACUGUAUCAGGUCACACGUGCCUCGGAUAGUGCCACACUGGACAUUGCGCCACUGACGGCUGGUGGUGUGGCCGACGCUGGCGCCCAAGACACGUUUUGCGCCGACACAACGUGCACUAUCAGUAUCAUCUACGAUCAGUCUGGCCAGGAUAAUCACCUCACCAGGGCUGAGGGAGGUGCCUUCAAAGGUCCCAAUGAAGACGGCUCUGACAACUUGGCCGAUGCGACUGCCGCCCCCGUUACCCUGAACGGCCAGAAAGCUUACGGUGUUUUCGUCUCUCCCGGUACAGGAUACCGCAAUAACGCAGCCAAGGGCAUAGCCAUUGGCGACGAACCGGAGGGCAUGUACGCCGUCCUGGACGGCACCCACUUCAACGAUGUCUGCUGCUUCGACUAUGGCAACGCUGAGCCGAGCAUUCUCGACACAGGCAACGGCCACAUGGAGGCCAUCUACUUUGGCAACAACACCGAGUUCGGCACUGGUGCCGGCGAUGGCCCUUGGAUCAUGGCCGACCUCGAAAACGGCUUGUUCUCCGGCCUGAGUGCCAAGAACAACGACGGCGAUCCUACCAUCAACAGUCGGUUCAUCACUGCUGUUGUCAAAGGUGAGGCCAAUCAUUGGGCUAUUCGGGGUGCUGAUGCGUCGAUUGACACGCUCACAACGUAUUACGAUGGUGCGCGUCCCGAUGUGGCCGGGUACAAUCCCAUGGUCAAGGAGGGUGCCAUCCUCCUCGGCAUCGGUGGUGAUAAUAGCAACGGUGGACAAGGUACCUUUUACGAGGGUGUCAUGACCUCCGGUUUCCCCACGGAUGAAACUGAGAAUUCAGUUCAGGCUGAUAUUGCGGCGGCCAAGUACGCUGCAUAA
This is a messenger RNA of Geosmithia morbida, 1032 nucleotides long. Its product is annotated as non-reducing end alpha-L-arabinofuranosidase. Gene Ontology annotation, molecular function: alpha-L-arabinofuranosidase activity. Bases 1 to 1032 code for a protein of 343 amino acids. Gene Ontology annotation, biological process: pectin catabolic process; arabinan metabolic process; arabinose metabolic process. Lineage: Eukaryota; Fungi; Ascomycota; Sordariomycetes; Hypocreales; Bionectriaceae. The record is from RefSeq and is a predicted model, not a curated record. The transcript has a single exon.